This is a messenger RNA of Orycteropus afer afer, 2793 nucleotides long. It is a transcript of the gene PMS2, whose product is annotated as PMS1 homolog 2, mismatch repair system component. Gene Ontology annotation, biological process: mismatch repair. Gene Ontology annotation, cellular component: MutLalpha complex. NCBI's taxonomy places the organism in Eukaryota, Metazoa, Chordata, Mammalia, Tubulidentata, Orycteropodidae. Gene Ontology annotation, molecular function: ATP binding; mismatched DNA binding; ATP-dependent DNA damage sensor activity. The record is from RefSeq and is a predicted model, not a curated record.
UGCACUCAACCUUUGACACAACCAGUCAGCGAAAAAGGUAUACGGGAAGCUUUUGCCUCCCCGCCCGGAAGGGGCGGAGCACAAUACCAGAAGCAGCCAAUGGGCGGCCUAAAGGCGGGGCUCCUGUGGGUGUAGCGGCGGCGGGAAUGCAGAGGCUGUGGUGGAGGCUGGUGGGGCUUUGGAUCCAUGGAGCGAGCUGAGGGGUCCAGCACAGAACUUGUGAAGGCCAUUAAACCUAUCGAUCGGAAGUCAGUCCAUCAGAUUUGCUCUGGGCAGGUGGUGCUGAGUCUAAGCACUGCAGUGAAGGAGUUGGUGGAAAACAGUGUGGAUGCCGGCGCCACUACUGUUGAUGUAAGACUUAAAGAUUAUGGGGUGGAUCUCAUUGAAGUUUCAGACAAUGGAUGUGGAGUAGAAGAAGAAAACUUCGAAGGCUUAACUUUGAAACAUCAUACUUCUAAGAUUCAAGAAUUUGCUGAUCUAACUCAUGUUGAAACAUUUGGCUUUCGGGGGGAAGCUCUGAGCUCACUUUGUGCACUGAGUGAUGUAACUAUUUCUACCUGUCACACGACUGCAAAGGUUGGGACUCGAUUGGUAUUUGAUCACAAUGGGAAAAUUGUUCAGAAAACCCCUUACCCACGGCCAAGAGGGACCACGGUCAGCGUACAGCAGUUAUUUUACACACUACCUGUGCGCCAUAAGGAAUUUCAGAAGAAUAUUAAAAAGGAGUAUGCCAGAAUGGUCCAGGUCUUGCAGGCGUACUGUAUCAUUUCUGCAGGCAUCCGUUUCAGUUGCACCAAUCAGGUUGGACAAGGAAGACGGCAGCCUGUGGUUUGCACAAGCGGAAACUCCAGCAUCAAGGAAAAUAUUGGAUCUGUGUUUGGGCAGAAGCAGUUGCAGAGCCUCAUUGCUUUUGUUCAGCUGCCGCCUAGUGAACCCAUUUGCGAAGAGUACGGUCUGCCGUGGCCUGAAGCUCAGCAGCAGUUGUUUUGUAUCUCAGGUUUCAUUUCACACUGCGCUCACGGUGUUGGAAGGAGUUCAACUGAGAGACAAUUUUUCUUUAUCAAUCGGCGGCCUUGCGACCCAGCAAAGGUCUCCAGACUUGUGAACGAGGUCUAUCACAUGUACAAUCGGCACCAGUAUCCGGUUGUUGUUCUGAAUAUUUCUGUUGAUUCAGAAUGUGUGGAUAUCAAUGUUACCCCGGAUAAAAGGCAAAUUUUCCUGCAAGAGGAGAAGCUUUUGUUGGCAAUUUUAAAGACCUCUCUGAUCGGAAUGUUUGACAAUGAUGCAAACAAACUUAAUGUCAAUCAGCAGCCACUGUUGAAUAUUGAAGGGAACAUCGUGAAAAGGCACUCGACAGAGAUGGAAAGGCCUCUGCCAGAAAGGCAGGAGGACCCCGCUUUGUCCCGGACUCGAGGAGAAGACAGAUGCGCAGCCGUUUCCAGACUGAGAGAGGCCUUUUCUCUUCACCACACAGCUGGGCAUCAGCCUCCGGGCCUGGGAGCUCCUGAGCCGAGACGGGGUGCUCCUGGACCAGGAACCAAGGGCCGAUUUUCUAGCCCGUCAGAUACCCUGCACCCCCAGAAGCCUGUCUCUGGCAGGAGCACCUGUAGCCCUCAGGACGUGGGGGCGGGUCCACGUGAGGGCACCCGCAAUGUUAUGGACAGAGUGGAGAUGGAGACAGACGCGGGGCCCGCCAGCAGCGCAGCGGGCUCAGAGGCAGGGGACAGCAGCCCAGAGGGCGGCAGCCGCUUCAGCAGCAACCUGGCCACCAGCUCCCCUGAAGACGGAGUUUCACAAGAGAAGGUGGAGUCUUGUGAGACAGAGCCUGAAGCGGCCUGUCAUUCAGCAGUGGAGUGCCACGUAGACCAAGGAGGUACUGGAUGUGAACGGAGGCGUCUGCCACAGCCCACUGACCCCUCAUCCUCACACGUAAAGCGUUUUAAACAAGAAGAAAUUCCUUCGGCGUCGGACGGUCCUCGAAAGGUGAUGACUCCACAGAGCAGCGCGGUGCCCCUGGUGGACGUAGCUGUGACGAUCAGGAGGAAAAUCGUGCCUCUGGCCUUCUCCAUGCGUGCGUUAGCUGAGCGAGUAAAACGGCUGUGUCAGCAGGGACAGCAGAGAGAAGACAAAGGGAGUUACAGGAAAUUCAGGGCAAAGAUCAGCCCCGGAGAGAAUCAGGCAGCCGAAGACGAGCUGAGGAGGGAGAUAAGUAAAACGAUGUUCGCAGAAAUGGAAAUCAUUGGUCAGUUCAACUUGGGAUUCAUAAUAACCAAACUGAACGCGGACAUCUUCAUAGUGGACCAGCACGCGACCGACGAGAAGUACAACUUUGAGGCGCUGCAGCAGCACACCGUCCUCCAGGGCCAGAGGCUCAUCGCACCGCAGCCUCUCAAUUUAACUGCAGUCAAUGAAGCUAUUCUGAUAGAAAAUCUGGAAAUUUUCAGAAAGAAUGGCUUUGACUUCAUAAUUGACGAAGAUGCUCCGGUCACUGAAAGAGUGAAGUUGAUCUCCUUGCCAACCAGUAAAAGCUGGACCUUUGGCCCCCAGGACAUAGAUGAGCUGAUCUUCAUGCUGAGUGACUCCCCAGGAGUGAUGUGCCGACCUUCCCGGGUCCGACAGAUGUUUGCCUCCAGGGCCUGCCGCAAGUCCGUGAUGAUCGGAACUGCUCUUAACACAAGUGAGAUGAGGAAGCUCAUCACCCACAUGGGCGAGAUGGACCACCCCUGGAACUGCCCUCACGGGAGACCAACCAUGAGACACGUUGCCAACCUGGAUGUCGUUUCCCCAGACUGA